Manacus vitellinus (golden-collared manakin) is the source of this 966-nucleotide messenger RNA. It is a transcript of the gene PIK3IP1, whose product is annotated as phosphoinositide-3-kinase interacting protein 1. Lineage: Eukaryota; Metazoa; Chordata; Aves; Passeriformes; Pipridae. The transcript is spliced from 5 exons. The record is from RefSeq and is a predicted model, not a curated record. Bases 1 to 621 code for a protein of 206 amino acids.
AUGGCCCCGGCGGCCCCCGUGCCUCAACUGGCUGAGCGUGCGGAGGCCUCGCGCUGCCGGCAGGAACCCGGACGGCGCCGCCGCGCCCUGGUUGCUUCGUCCGAAACGCCACCGGAGACCCCGAGCGGCGACCCUCGACAUCGCCCGUGCUCAGAUGCUACAGCUGCCACUGCCCCAGUCCCUACAGCAGAGGUUGGUGCUUCUCAGGAGGAUGAGCAGGUGUUUGAACCAGCUGAUACGUUGCCCUCCCGGAGCGAGGCAGCCGCAGUGCAGCCCGUCAUUGGGAUCAGUCAGAGAGUGCAGAUGAACUCCAAAGAAAAGAAGGACUUAGGGACACUAGGGUAUGUGCUGGGGCUGAUCAUGAUGGUGAUAAUCAUUGCCAUCGGAGCUGGUAUUGUCCUGGGAUACAUCUAUAAGAGGGGGAAAGACCUGAAGGAGAAGCACGAGCAGAAGGUGUACGAGCGGGAGAUGCAGCGCAUCACGCUGCCCCUGUCCGCCUUCACCAACCCCGCGUGCGAGCUGGUGGAGGAGAACACCAUCGUGGUGCACACCACCCAGACCCCCGGGGAGGACACGGGCAGCGGCCCCCUCAUGGGGCAGGCGGGGACUCCUGGUGCCUGAGUGGCUCGGGCAGGAUGUGCAGGCUGAGCAAAGCCUCCAGCUUCCCACUGUGAGUGCAGGGGGUGCGUGUGUUCAUUUCUGUUUUGUUUUCUUUUCGAUGAACGCCGGCUGAGGGUGACAGAGGAGCAGAGCAAUGGGCUAUUCAUCACCAUCUGUUGGAGGGGCACCAUUCAGUGCAGGACUGCCUGGGGACUGGUGUGGUGGACCCUGCUGCUUCCUCCCACCUAUCUCCAUGGUGUGCCAAGGAGCUGGGGGGGAUGAUGAGCCAGGCUCACGACUGGCCACAGAUCCCAUAGCCCAGAGUGUGGUCUUGGCUUCCUCUUUUUCUGUUCCUUUCCUAUUUAA